This is a messenger RNA of Parastagonospora nodorum SN15, 1024 nucleotides long. RefSeq lists its product as hypothetical. Bases 26 to 952 code for a protein of 308 amino acids. The record is from RefSeq and is a predicted model, not a curated record. The transcript has 2 exons. NCBI's taxonomy places the organism in Eukaryota, Fungi, Ascomycota, Dothideomycetes, Pleosporales, Phaeosphaeriaceae.
UUGCUUCUGGGCGCUCCGCAUAGCCAUGUCGUCCGCAAGGAUCGCCGUAUUGAGACAUGUGGGUCCGCGCGAGGUCGGCCGGUGCAGUGGACGGAGUAUAAAGGAUGUAGGAGCAGCAAAGCGGUUUGGGUAUACCGGUAGCAAUCGGAAUACGAAUAGGACAAUUAGGUGGCAGAGUAGUGUUUCAUCGCAAUCAAGUCAAUCUUCCACACCACCACCACCACCACCCCCCAAGAAACCACUCCUCAUCCGUGCCCCCCUCGCCCUCGCCCUCACCCUCCUCGCUUUCACAGCAGGCUUCACCAUGGCCGGCGCCCCCGCCCUCUCCUCCCUGCGCGAAAUCGCCAACCCCCCGACGGACGCCGAAACCCUCGACCUCUUCACCCCACCCUCCCCAGACAUCGCCCUAAUCGAAGACUCCAUCUUCACCCACGCAGAAGUAAAAAGCCUAUUGCAAAACCCCAAAUUCAUCGCCUCGCGCCCGCACCUCAAGAUCCCGGAGAAACUGCGCGCGCAGAAUCUGACGGGCGGCACGCUCUUGGGGCCGGACAAGAUUGCUGUUCCGCCGCUGCAGUUUACAACUGAGGAUGGGAGCGAAUACGUCUCGUUUCAAUGGCUUGGUCCGGCGCUCUGCGGGCAUCCGGGCAUCGUGCACGGCGGGCUGCUCGCGACGCUGCUGGACGAAGGGCUCGCGCGCUGCUGUUUCCCCGCGCUGCCGAAUAAAGUGGGCGUGACGGCGAGUUUGAAGAUUGAUUACAAGGCGCCGUGCAUGGCUGGGCAGAUUGUGGUGUUGCGCGCGGAGACGAUUAAAGUCGAGGGCAGGAAGGCGUGGGUUAAGGGCAGAUUGGAGACGUUGGUGGCGGAGGGCGAGAAGGCGGUUGUGUUGACAGAGGCGGAGGCGUUGUUUAUUGAGCCGCGGCAGGCGGCGAGUAUGAGGAGGGUUGUCAAUUAGGGGGGGAGCAAUGAUUGAGGGUUCGUUGCCGUGUGUUUUUAGAGCGUAGGUAGAUAUAGAUUUUAUGCUUGU